Messenger RNA from Microcebus murinus (gray mouse lemur), 2214 nucleotides. NCBI's taxonomy places the organism in Eukaryota, Metazoa, Chordata, Mammalia, Primates, Cheirogaleidae. The record is from RefSeq and is a predicted model, not a curated record.
UGUGUGUCACAUUGUUGCAUUUUAAGGUUUAGUAGACUAUGGGUUGCUGUCUCCAAGACCCAGAGGAGCAGAGAAGGACCUGUCCCAGCCGCACUGGAAGCAGGGCUAAUUAUUCCCAUUUUACAGAUGUGGAAGACUGAGGCCUGUUGAAAGUACAGAGCUCAGCCCUGGCACCCUCUGUCCCCAAGAGCUCCAUGCAGGUGCCACAGAAUGGAGAGGACCUUGCUGGCCAACCCUGGUACCACGGCCCCCUGUCCCGCCAGAAGGCCGAAGCUCUUCUUCAGCAAGAUGGUGACUUCUUGGUUCGUGCCUCUGGGUCCCGUGGAGGCCACCCUGUGAUCUCCUGCCGCUGGCGGGGCUCGGUCCUCCACUUCGAGGUGUUCCGUGUGGCCCUGCGUCCCCGGCCGGGCCGGCCCGCGGCCCUCUUUCAGCUGGAGGAUGAACAAUUCCGCAGCGUGCCUGCCCUGGUUCGCAGUUACGUGGCCACCCAGCGCCCACUGUCCCAGGCCACAGGGGCUGUGGCCUGCAGGCCUGUGACUCGGCAGGGGCCUCUGCGGCGUAGCUUUAGCGAGGACACCCUCGUGGACAGCCCGGCUCGGGCAGAGCCUCUCAGGGAAAGGAAGUGGAGCAACAGUCAGCCUGCAGACUUGGCGCAUAUGGGGCGGUCAAGAGAAGACCACCUUGAACCAGGAGCCUCCACUAUGCCCGUGGCUGCCCUGCCCCGGACAGGCAGUGACCCGGUGUUGCUGAAGGCCCCCGCUCUGCUCGGGACAGUCGCCGACACUCUCAGGGCUUCUGAUGGGCAGCUUCAUGCCAAGGCACCAACCAAACCCCCCCGGACACCCUCGCUGGUGCUGCCUGAUGUCUCUGGACGCCCCCCAACGUACUGUGAACUUGUGCCUAGAGUGGCCAGUGCCCAGGGGCCGCCCCCGGGUCAGAGCUGGCCAGAGCCAGACUCCUUGUGGUGGGAGGCGGAGGAGGAGGAAGAGGAGGAAGAAGAGAACAGAUGUUUUAGGAGACCACAGGCUGAGGUCUCUUUCUGUCCCCCUGACACUCGGUCCUGCCUGCUGAGCCCCCACAAUCGGCCCCUGGAACCCGAAGUCCUGCGUAAGCUCCGAGGCCUGUUCCUGGAGCACCAUCCGGACAGCACUGCCCUUCACCUGCUGUUGGUAGACUGCCAGGCCACAGGCCUCCUGGGCGUGACCAGGUUUCAGCGGGCCAACAUGGGGGUGGCCUCUGGCCUGGAGCUGCUCACGCUUCCCCAUGGGCAUCGCUUGAGGGUGGAACUGCUGGAGAGGCACGAGACGCUGGCGCUGGCCGGGGCGCUGGCCGUGCUGGGGUGCUCUGGGCCGCUGGAGGAACGCGCGACCGCGCUCAGGGGACUGGUAGAGCUGGCGCUGGCACUGUGGCCAGGGGCGGCGGGGGACCUGCCCGGGAUGGCCGCGGUCAUGGGCGCCCUGCUCAUGCCCCAGGUGACCCGGUUGGAGCACACGUGGCGCCAGCUCCGACGGAGCCACACGGAGGCGGCCCUGGCCUUUGAGCAGGAGCUGAAGCCUCUGAUGCGGGCUCUGGAUGAGGGCGCUGGACCCCGCGACCCCCGCGAGGUGGCGCUGCCGCACGUGGCACCCGCGGCGCGCCUCCUGGAGGGCGAGGAACUCGGGGGGCCGCUGGACGAGAGCUGCGAGCGGCUGCUGCGCACCCUCCACCGCGCGCGCCAGGUGGCCCGGGACGCGCCCAGGUUCCGCCAGGUGGCGGCCCAGCGCCUGCGAGGAUUCCGGCCUAACCUGGAGCUGAGGGAGGCCCUGACCACGGGCUUCCUGCGGAGGCUGCUCUGGGGGAGCCGGGGCCUGGGAGCGCCACUGCCCCAACGCCUUGAGAAGUUCCAGCGCGUCCUCAGCGUCCUGUCGCAGCGCCUGGAGCCUGACCACUGAGCGCAGCAGGCUGGGACCCCAAGGUGACCAAGGGAAUCGCCCUACGCUUCUCACGCAGCCACAGGCAGUGGAGACCUGUCCCCACCAAUGGAAGGAAGGGGGGCAGGUUUACAAGAAUCCACCUGCCCCCUAAAAAUGCACAUGGAUCCUGGGGGGUUGGGUCCUCCCUUAUACUGUAAGACCACCCCACACCCCCUGUACAGCUGGGACACUUCAGCAGCAGCAGCAUGCAGGGGUGACAGGCAAGAUGGCUCACGCCUGGAAUCCUAGCACUCUGGGAGGC